This is a messenger RNA of Paramuricea clavata, 177 nucleotides long. The record is from the annotation of a GenBank genome assembly. NCBI's taxonomy places the organism in Eukaryota, Metazoa, Cnidaria, Anthozoa, Malacalcyonacea, Plexauridae.
GGUGGUGUUAGAAUGCUACGUAUAGAGAGAAAAGUUCUUUUUUAUAAAGACCCGCUUCCUAUAUUCGACGAAGCGACAACUAGAAUUAUUGAAGACUUUGCACAGGAGGAUUAUUCUGAGAUUGUUCGCGAUGCAUACCAUCACCCAGAACUCGUACAAAGUAUUUGUACCAAGUGA